Messenger RNA from Monascus purpureus, 990 nucleotides. Lineage: Eukaryota; Fungi; Ascomycota; Eurotiomycetes; Eurotiales; Aspergillaceae. The record is from the annotation of a GenBank genome assembly.
AUGGCUGACUCCGAUUACAGCGGUCGCCGUCAUCGACGUCGAUCACUCUCAGCAUCCUCUGGUUCUGACCGUGACCGAAAGCGGGUUUCCCGAGAAAAGGUCUACAGCAGUAGUUCCAGACGUCGAGACGAUUACCGAAGCUCCCACGGGAGGAAGCGCUUGUCCCCUAGCUCAUCUAGCAGAGACAGUCAUAGAAGAGAUGGCGAUUAUCGUCCCCUUGAGCACAGAGGCCAUGAAGAAAAGAGAGAGAGGCCAGAGGACGAUCGAAGACGCAGUGAAGGUCAUCGCUCUCGACGACAUCGCGAGCGUGACUCGCGCAACGACAGAGACAGACCGUCAAGAACACGUCGAAGCAUUUCCCGUUCUCGCUCCCCCAUUUCACGCGCCCGAAACUCAUCACCGCGGGGCGUUCAACGGUCAAAGGGCCCCCUUCCAUCUCAGUUAGAAGCGUUCACGUCGAACGAGGUGUCUAGAACAGGGAGGACUUCACCACCUCCACCUGAGAAGGAAAAGCCCAAUUUCGCGCCUACGGGUCGGUUGGCUGCAGAGAGUAACACAGUGACUGUGAACGGAAGUGCAGUCGUUCUCAAGUACCAUGAACCACCUGAAGCACGAAAGCCACCCGCUAAAGAACCUUGGCGUCUCUACGUGUUCAAGGGGGAUGACCUGCUUGAAGUAGUCGAACUGAGUGAGCGCAGCUGUUGGCUGGUCGGGAGAGAAAGGCUUGUGGUGGAUUUCCCUCUUGAUCAUCCGAGCUGCUCCAAGCAGCAUGCGGCGAUCCAGUUUCGCUUUGUGGAGAAGAGGAACGAGUUUGGGGACAAAAUAGGACGGGUUAGGCCGUAUCUAAUAGAUCUAGACAGUGCAAACGGGUCGAGUGUGAACGGCGAUCCAAUCCCCCCAAGUCGCUACGUGGAGUUAAGGGACAAAGACGUUGUACGAUUCGGACAUAGUUCUCGAGAAUAUGUUCUCAUGCUGCCUCCACCGGAAUAA